CCGAGACCGCGAGCUAUGGUGGGGCGGUCCCGGCGGCGCGGCGCGGCCAGGUGGGCAGCGGUGCGCGCCAAGGCAGGUCGCGGCCCGGCGGACGAAGCGGAAGACGACCUAGAAUUGCCACCCUCACCGGGGGACGCCAGCUACUACCAGGAUAAGGUAGACGAGUUCCAUGAGGCCCGGUCUCGGGCCGCCUUGGCCAAGGGCUGGAGCGAAGUAGAGAGCGGGGACGAGGAGGAGGAUGGCGAGGAGGAGGAGGUGCUGGCCCUCGACAUUGCCGACGAGGACGACGACGACGGGGAGAGCGAGGGGGAUGAGGAGGACGACGAGGAUGGCGGCAGCUCAGUGCAGAGUGAGGCUGAGGCCUCUCUGGAUCCCAGCCUGUCGUGGGGUCAGAGGAAAAAGCUUUACUAUGACACGGACUAUGGUUCCAAGUCCCGUGGCCGGCAGAGUCAGCAAGAAGUAGAGGAGGAAGAGAGAGAGGAGGAGGAGGAGGCGCAGCUCAUUCAGAGGCGCCUGACCCAGGCCCUGCAAGAGGAUGAUUUUGGGGUUACCUGGGUGGAGGCCUUUGCCAAACCUCAGGUGCCUCAGGUGGAUGAAUCUGAGACACGGGUGGUGAAGGAUUUGGCAAAAGUGUCGGUGAAAGAGAAGCUGAAGAUGCUGAGGAAGGAAUCACCAGAGCUCUUGGAGCUGAUAGAAGACCUGAAAGUCAAGUUGACAGAAGUGAAAGAUGAGCUGGAGCCAUUGUUGCAGUUGGUGGAGCAAGGGAUCAUUCCACCUGGAAAAGGAAGCCAAUACCUGAGGACCAAGUACAACCUGUAUUUGAAUUACUGUUCCAACAUCAGUUUUUAUUUGAUCCUGAAAGCUAGGAGAGUCCCUGCACACGGACAUCCUGUUAUAGACAGGCUUGUUACCUACCGAACUCUGAUCAACAAGCUGUCAGGUGUGGAUCAGAAGCUAUCCUCAGAGAUUCGUCAUCUACUCACACUUAAGGAUAGUGCUGGAAAGAAAGAACUAUAUCCAAAAGCAAAAUCCACCAAGGCCAAACCAAAAUCUGUUUCAGAGACUGCUGCUGCAGCUGCCUCUACUGUUGCAGAUCUUUCUGAUGAUUCCAAUUUUGAUGAAGCUGCACUGAAAUACUACAAAGAAAUGGAAGACAGACAAAAGUUGAAGAGAAAGAAAGAAGAAAAUAGUGCUGAAGAACAGGUUCUUGAAGAUAAAAAUGCAAAGAGAGCCAUUACCUAUCAGAUUGCUAAAAAUAAGGGACUUACGCCUAGGAGAAAGAAGAUUGAUCGCAAUCCCAGAGUGAAACACCGAGAGAAGUUCAGAAGAGCCAAAAUUCGCAGAAGAGGCCAGGUUCGUGAAGUUCGCAGAGAAGAGCAACGUUAUAGUGGUGAACUAUCUGGAAUUCGUGCAGGAGUUAAAAAGAGCAUUAAGCUUAAGUAAAGUUUUUGCUUUAAGUUUGGUUUUUUGGCAAGUUUUAGACCAAUAAAUUUUAAUUUUAACUAGUGAA
Miniopterus natalensis is the source of this 1510-nucleotide messenger RNA. It is a transcript of the gene UTP3, whose product is annotated as UTP3 small subunit processome component. The record is from RefSeq and is a predicted model, not a curated record. NCBI's taxonomy places the organism in Eukaryota, Metazoa, Chordata, Mammalia, Chiroptera, Miniopteridae. Gene Ontology annotation, biological process: maturation of SSU-rRNA from tricistronic rRNA transcript (SSU-rRNA, 5.8S rRNA, LSU-rRNA). Gene Ontology annotation, cellular component: nucleolus; small-subunit processome.